Molecule: messenger RNA, 2130 nt
Organism: Mytilus trossulus (common blue mussel)
Lineage: Eukaryota; Metazoa; Mollusca; Bivalvia; Mytilida; Mytilidae
Exons: 6
Coding region: 82-1428 (448 amino acids)
Biological process (GO): nucleobase-containing compound metabolic process
Molecular function (GO): nucleic acid binding; 3'-5' exonuclease activity
Source: RefSeq, a predicted model, not a curated record
UUUCUCAUAUAAAAUGUAUCAUAGUACUUAUAAUUUCAAUACACAUUUGUACUCAUAUAGAAUUAAACGUGAUAAUUAACAAUGGUGGAAGUUGUUACUGGAACAAGAAGAUGCAGGGAAAUUGUUCGUCAAUUGGAACAUUACAAAGUCAUUUCCGUUGACGCUGAAGGUAUCAAUCUUGGAAAAGACGGACCUUUGACCUUACUACAGAUUGGUACCAUCGAUGGACAUGUGUUUUUGUUUGAUGUUUGGACCAACAAAAAUCUAUUUCUAAGAGGCAAACUGAAAGAUAUUUUAGAAUCCGAAACAAUUAUAAAGGUGAUGCAUUCAUGUCGAGGUGAUAGUGCUGCCCUCUACUUCCAGUUUGAAGUUUUGCUUGAAAAUGUUUUUGAUACACAGGUAGCUCAUUUGGUAAUAGAAGAACACAAAGGUCGAAAACUACCAAAGUGUAUAAAAUUAGCCGAUGCCUGUAAACAAUAUUCGGAAAAUGCCGAAGUCUCGGAGGAAAAAGAUGAAAUAAAGGAAAUUUUUGCAAAAGAAGACGGCUGCUUUUGGGCAAAUAGGCCGUUGACACAAGAAAUGAUAGACUAUGCAUCUGGCGAUGUCACUGCUUUGAUUCCAGAAGUGUAUGAGACACAAAAAACGUAUUUGGAAGAAAAUGAUCUACUUGAUACAUUUCAAGACAGAGUUUACGAAGAGAUCACAUGUGCGCAUGACAAAAAACAAUCGACAAAACGGUACAAACGACAACACAAAGUUGUUAAAAGUAUCAUGAAAGAAAUCCCAAAUAAGUAUCCAUCUGAUAUCAAGUUUGAAGACAUAACUGACGAAGAUGAUAUAACAGCAAUCCGAAAAACAAAAUUCAGCACCAAGAAUCUGCAUCCUAUGCUUAAAAGACUGAAUACGGAGGCCAUUAAAAAUCAGCUACAACACCUUGACUUACAGUUAGCAGACGAUGAAAAUUCAUUUACGCCAAAAUCCAGAUCGUAUGCCUUUUUACGUACUUACCAAAAUCAUUCCGAUGAAGACAUACAGACAGAGGCAAAGCGAAUUUUAGAAGAGAUAAACGAAAAUAUUUUGGACAUAAUGCUUCAAAAAUAUGAUCCGAAAACAAGUCCCGAUAUGCUUGCAUUGAACGAAAAGGAGGCUCUCAAUACACUGAGACCAAGAGGGGUUAGAGACAGAAAAAUACACCCCCUCUUGCUGAAAUUUUAUUGGCAAAUGAAAGAAGAAAAUCUCGAUUCAACAAUUCAUGUUUUUCGAGAAAAGGAGUCGGAUUACACUAUUCCAGAAAACUUUUAUAAAUGGUUAAAAUUUUGCUGCUCUGGAAAUGUACCAGAAGAAAUGAAAUCAAAAGCGAGACGGUUUAUGAAAAAUUUGGACAGAACUUUUGGAAAAGGCGUUGUCCCCGGUCGUCAAUGCACUUAAGUAUUUUACAUCGUUUAUCUGAAACUAAUCGAACUGAGCUGUCGUCGAACAAUUGUAUAAAUUCCAUAAACUUACAUAUCAAUAUAGAUGGUUAUUUUAUUUUUAUUUUUGUAUGAAGGACCAUUCAAGCAUUUGCUUACUUUGUUAUAAAUAUGCGUUUGACUGUAUGAAAGGAGUAUUUGUGUACUAGUAUUAACGUAAAAAAGUUUUAUAUUACUGAUUAUUUACAUCAUUUUUUAUUGUUAUCAUUAUUUAUAAUUUAUAUCAAUAUCAUUAUUUAUAAUUUGUACAGUAUUAUUAUUAUAAUUAUAAUUAUUAUUAUUAUUAUUAAUAUAAUCAUUACUUUUUGUUAUUUAUCAUUUGUACUUUAUUAUUAUUAUAGAUAUAAUUAUCGUUGUUAUCAUUCGUUCAUUAUUGUAUAUUGUAUAUAUUUGCGAUCAAACCCUCAGGUUACAAAAAAUGAAUUUGAAAUAAAGUUUUGAAAACAAUAGUUUGGCUGGGGUUUUUUUUUCAUUAUGAAUUAAAGUAUCAACUUAUUAUCUUAAUUGCACAUCUGACAUAACAUUCCAGUUAUACUUGAGUAUUUUAUUUGACCUUUUUAACUUUUUGUAUUCGAGCGUCACUAGUGAGUCUUUUGUAGACGAAAUGCGCGUCUGGCGUAAAUUAAAGAUUUAAUCCUGCGUGUCUAUGAUGAGUAUAUUU